Molecule: messenger RNA, 3477 nt
Organism: Trichoderma atroviride IMI 206040
Lineage: Eukaryota; Fungi; Ascomycota; Sordariomycetes; Hypocreales; Hypocreaceae
Source: RefSeq, a predicted model, not a curated record
GCUAAUGUGCUGGAUGACAUGGGAGAGUAUCUGGCCGAAAGAUAUGAAUCUACCACAGAUACAUCGUAUCUCCAAAAGUCUAUUCAAAUAGCACGAAAUGCUAUGGAAGCCACUCCAUUACAUGAUGGACAUUGGCAUAGACGACUGUAUACCCUUGGAUAUCGGGCCAUUGAUAAAUUUCUACAUACACACACAUUGGCGGAUCUUGAGCAAGCCAUUUGCGCUUUACAAACAAUAAUUGAUGCCGAUACAUCAGAUGAUCUAAACUAUACUUUAACGAUACAGUCUAUCGGAUGGUUAAUGAAUGUCAAAUUCCAUGAGACAAGAGAUGUGGCAGAUCUUGACAGGGCCAUUAGCAUGAUGCAGGAUGUUAUUGAUAGAACUCCACCAAAUCAUCCAAACCGGUCAGAUUUUCUAUCGAUUCUUCAAACAUCUUUAUAUUACAGAUACAAUUACACAGGAGAAACAGCAGAUAUUGAAGAGGGAAUCUGUCUAGGUCAAGAUCUUACAAGUGCUGCGCCGCUAAAUCACCCAGAGCGAGCGAGUCAUUUAAUUUCCCUGGCAACUUGCUUUUACAGUCGGUAUUCUGGUACUAAAGAUAUCGAAGAUCUCAACAAAGCUAUCACUUUGUCUCAAGAGGCUUAUAUAACUGUCCCUCUGACUCAUCAAGUCACGGUUGGUUUACAACAUGGGCUGAUUCUCUUCACAAAAUAUGAACAUUCUGGAGAAAUGGCCUUUCUUGAGGACUCUAUUCAUGUGUUUUUCAGGGCGGCCGAAGCUUGCCCAAUAGAUGAUCGAAAGUGGCCCAUAGUAUUGGGGACCCUUGGAGAUCUGUUAAAAGCUCGGUACUCUUGCACGAACGCAUUAGCAGAUGUCGACGCCGCUGUUAUUAUGUGUCAAACUGCUAUUGCCACCCUCCCAAAUCAUGAUUCAGAGCGAGAUCACAUACUAGUCAAGCUUGGGAUGAGCCUAAGCGACAGAUACAGACAUACUCGUGCGGCAACCGAUCUUGAAGAAGCUAUUUGCGCAUUUCAAGAAGCUCCAAACGCUACCUCUUUGGACUCUAAAACUUGGUUUCCGAUGUUGAGCAAAUUUGUGUUUUGCUUAAAUGAAAGAUUCUCUUGCACGAAGGAACUUUCAGACAUCGAAAAAUCUAUUGAUCUGUUACGAGAGAGUAUUGGAUCGAUACAGAUGAAUGACUCACAGCGAGCACGUAUAUUGGGCUUUCUCGGAUGUUGUCUCAACAUUAAAUACACGCACACUAGCGCAUUAAUAGAUCUUGAUGAAUCUAUUUGCGUAAGUCGAGAUUCUCUUGAAACCUUUCCACCGGACGAUGAAUUACGAAUUGAACAAUUACAUAUUCUUGGAACGUAUCUGGCUGAGAGAUAUUCCCGCACCGGAGCGACGCCAGAUCUGAAUGAAGCCAUUUUUAUAUUUCGAGAAUACCUCGAGGCUAUGCCACCAAAUUACCAUGGCCGAUUCAAAUCGUUACAACAACUUUCAAACAUCCUAAGCCAGAGAUUUGAACACUCAGGAGAAAUAGCGGAUCUUCAGGAAGCUAUUCUUAUUUCACGAGAGGUGCUUAACUCUAUGCCUAUUUCUCUAGACGUUUUGAUAAAGGCUAAAGUGUUGCACGGCGUUGUGGGACAAUGUUUCAAAAGGUAUCUAUCUACUGGAACAAAAGCAGAUCUUGAUGAACUUAUUCGUAUAACUCAAGAUGCUGCUGAUACAGCCCCGGAAACCCAUCCUUUUCAAUGUCAAAUGUGGUGUCAACUUGGAGCGUAUCUCAAUGACAGAUAUACUCAAACCGCAACUUUGACAGAUGUCGAAGAUGGUCGAAAGUAUCUGGUUUCUGCUCUUUACCAUGAAUCAGGAAAUCCCAUCGUCCGAUUUUUUGCUGGUCAUAUGGCGAUGAUGUCAUCCGAUUUCAUAAACUAUCCGCAAGCAUACGACGUGGUAAAAUAUACAAUUGACUUAAUUCCCUUGCUAGCACGUCGAGAUUUCCCAAAUGCGCUGAAGCAGUUUAUUCUCUCUUGCGUUGCUGGAACCUCAUCAGAUGCAGCUGCGAUUACUCUGCAAAAACUCCCCGACGAUGAUCGCUGCCUCCUUGAGCAGCGUGACUUAUCUACUCUUAAGAAUCGCUAUCCCGAUUUGGCUGAUUCCUUUCUCAUUUUGGAAGACCAACUUUAUCAGCCAUAUGACCCAAAUACGCUCAAUGGCACGAACAUGAAUAUCAAAACCGAAAAGAAUAGGAUAGAAAAGGAUUUUGUCACUCUUCUCGAGACAAUCCGCUCAAAAAAUGACUUUGAACGUUUCUUACUCCCCGCAUCGAAGGCUGAUAUGGUGCAGGCAGCAUGCGAAGACAAGAUUGUCAUUGUAAAUCUGAGUGUAUUUCGCUGUGAUGCCUUGAUCAUCGAGAAGUCGGGUCUCAGGGUCUUGGAGCUGCCAUACAUUUCUCAAGGGGCGCUCUCUGAGUUGUUAUUGAUUGAAAGAUUCAACGAUAUUGAAUCUCCCGGAACACUUGCCUGGCUCUGGGAUGAUAUUGUAUGUCCUGUGCUUGAUGCUCUCGGCUUCACUGAGACCCCAUCGAAAGAGUCGAAAUGGCCUCACGUGUGGUGGAUACCGAUGGGCUUACUGACCGAAAAGUUGCCACUACAUGCGGCUGGACAUCAUUUGAGACGCAGCGGCGAGACAACGCUUGACAGGGUUGUCUCAUCAUACGCCACAUCUGUCAAUUCUAUCAUUCAUGGUCGUCAACGGCAGGCGCCAACACUGUCUGAACCGAUCAAUCUGGUCACUGUAGCCAUGGAAGAGACAGACGGACAAACAAAUCUCAUCCAUGCACAGCGCGAGAUUGAUGCUAUAUCAAAUAUACUGGAGCCGGAAUCAAUAAACAAUUACCGGCCUGCGCCAUAUAGAAAUGACGUCUUAUUGGCCAUAGAGACUUGCCAGAUAUUUCAUUUUGCUGGUCAUGGUGAAAGUCACCCCACGAAUCCAUUGCAGAGUACACUGCUCCUUAGGGACUGGCAGGAUAAUCCGCUUACAGUUGCAAGCUUGUUAGAGACUAAUGUUAAUUCAAGUCAACCUUUUCUCGCAUAUCUCUCAGCCUGUGGAAGUGGUCAGACAACGUAUAGGGAGUCCCUAGAUGAGAGCAUACAUCUAGCAAAUGCUUUCCAACUCGCUGGAUUUCGUCAUGUCAUUGGAACUCUCUGGAGUGUUGAUGAUGAGUUAUGCGUGGAAAUUGCUCAAAUGACAUAUAAAUCUCUAAGGAGGGGAUUACGAGAUGAAUUAGUGAGUUGGGGGCUUCACGAUGCUGUCAGAACCCUUCGAGACCGGUGGGUUGAUAGAGCAGAUGGGGGGGCUGGAAACGCGAGUCAGACACGAAAUCUAUCAAGAGAAGGACGUCAUGCUCAACUGGACGACGACAUAGAGCCGGGACAACCACUUUGGAUUCCAUAUGUUCACUUUGGAGUUUGA